GUUCACACGCUCACACGAGAGCAUAGCACCCCCUUUUUCUCUUUUUAAUUAAAAACAAAUAAUAGCGUUUAAUUUUCGAAGCUUUUGCUGUGUGAUUCAAUCUAAACAACAAAACAAGCAAGUAACAACUAUGAGAGAAAGUAAGAGAAACAAGGGUUUGGUAUUAUAGAUAGGGCUUCAAUUUUGCGUUUUCGCCGAUGGACACUCGUGUUGGGGGCAAGUUUCGGCUUGGUCGGAAGAUCGGCAGCGGCUCUUUUGGAGAGAUCUAUCUAGGGACCAAUAUACAGACUAAUGAAGAGGUUGCGAUUAAGCUUGAGAAUGUUAAGACAAAGCAUCCUCAAUUGCUCUACGAAUCAAAAUUAUACAGAAUCCUGCAGGGAGGAACGGGAAUUCCAAAUGUCAGAUGGUUUGGAGUUGAAGGAGAGUAUAAUGUUUUGGUGAUGGAUUUGCUUGGUCCUAGUCUUGAGGAUCUCUUUAAUUUCUGUAGCAGGAAACUUUCUUUAAAGUCAGUUCUAAUGCUUGCUGAUCAAAUGAUCAAUCGCGUUGAAUUUGUUCAUUCAAAAUCAUUUUUACAUCGCGAUAUCAAGCCUGACAAUUUUCUAAUGGGCCUUGGGAGGCGUGCAAAUCAGGUCUACAUAAUUGACUUUGGUCUAGCUAAGAAAUAUAGAGACAGUACCACUCAUCAACAUAUUCCUUACAGAGAAAAUAAGAAUUUGACUGGAACUGCAAGAUAUGCAAGCAUGAACACACACCUUGGCAUUGAGCAAAGUCGCAGGGAUGAUUUAGAAUCUCUUGGAUAUGUUCUUAUGUACUUUCUUAGAGGAAGUCUUCCUUGGCAAGGACUGAAAGCUGGAACUAAGAAACAAAAGUAUGAGAAAAUUAGUGAAAAGAAAGUUUCUACUUCUAUUGAGGCAUUAUGUCGUGGGUAUCCAUCUGAAUUUGCAUCGUAUUUUCAUUACUGUCGAUCACUACGGUUUGAUGAUAAGCCGGACUAUGCUUAUCUGAAAAGAAUAUUUCGUGACCUCUUUAUUCGUGAAGGUUUCCAGUUUGAUUAUGUAUUUGACUGGACAAUAUUGAAGUAUCAGCAAUCACAGCUUGCAACUCCUCCAACCCGUGCCGUUGGUCCUGGUGCAGGAACUAGUUCUGCAAUGCCCCUUGCCGUCGCCAAUGCUGAUAGGCAGAUAGGUGAGGAAGAAGGGCGACCAGCUGGUUUGUCUUCUGUGGAUUCUUCCAGACGGAGAAUAUCAGGACCAAUCUUGAAUUCUGGACCCUUCUCAAAGCAGAAAAGUCCAGUUGCUCAAGAAUCGACAUUUAGUAAAGAAGCUUUGCUAUCAAACUCCAACAUAUUGGCUCGCUCAAGUGGAUCAUCUAGGCGAGCUGCUGUUUCUAGCAGCCGAGAUGCAUUUGCUGGAAGUGAGUCUGAUCCACAUCGCUCCCGUACAACUGAAGCAAGCCCUGGUGCAGCAUACAGAAUUUCAAGUGGGCAAAGAAGUGCACCUUCACCUAUGGUUGGUCCUUCUGAAACCAAGCGUACAUCAUCUGGGAGACAUACUUCUCACACAAGGAACUUUGACGGAGCUCUCAAAGGCAUCGAAAGUCUACAAUUAGACGAGGAGAAGGUCCAUUAUUAGAGAUUCACAUCUAUUGUACUUCAUUUUCAAUUGGUGUGCUGCUAUAUUUUUGCAGUAGAAUGGCUUAUUUUUCUAGGAGUUUCUGAAGGUUAGGACUUUAUGACUUGACUGCUGGAAUUCUGGGUUAUGUGCAGUUAUAGCCAAAUUAAUCUCGACCCAAUUCUUAAAAGCUACUGACUAUACCAAGGGAAGACAGUCUACAAAAGUUGGUUGGCAGCCAGAAGAGAAAGGGGUGAUUAAAUUGUGUUCUGGCUUCAACUCCGCUUUUCGUAUGUCCUCUUGCUGCAUGUUACGUUCUUGAUUUUUAAGAUGUGCUUUAUGGUGUUGUUUUGCACUAACAGGGUUAAACUUGCUGGCUCCAUAAAUAGGCCAUUGUAUUCAUCUCUUUUCAUUAUCAUUUUUCGUAUUAUUGUGAGCACAAAUGCUGGUAUGAUAUGUUUGCACUAAAAGUGUACCGCUCAA
Molecule: messenger RNA, 2093 nt
Organism: Humulus lupulus (European hop)
Lineage: Eukaryota; Viridiplantae; Streptophyta; Magnoliopsida; Rosales; Cannabaceae
Product: casein kinase 1-like protein 1
Exons: 15
Coding region: 198-1631 (477 amino acids)
Biological process (GO): endocytosis; peptidyl-serine phosphorylation; signal transduction
Cellular component (GO): nucleus; cytoplasm
Molecular function (GO): ATP binding; protein serine/threonine kinase activity
Source: RefSeq, a predicted model, not a curated record